AUACCUCUUUUAGUCCCUCUUUAGGGGAGCAAUGUUCAAGUGCGUCCUAACUUUUUUAAAAAGUUCAAUGUAGUCCCAACUUGUGAAAAAUGUGUACAAUUAAAUCCUUUUUAGUUACGGCAUUAUGACCUGUGCAACGUGGCUGUUUAGUUUGAUAAGGUGGCAGUGGAAAAAAAAAAAAAAAAGAAACAAGAUUUCCGUUCACAUUCUUCAUCUUCAUUCUCUCUCUCAUUUUUCUCUCUCCUCGCACCAAACCACAACAGCUUCCUCCCUUCAUCUCCUUGCUUUCUUAUUUGUGGAACCAUUUUUGUCCUUCCUCUCUGAUCUUAUACAGGCUCCUCCCCUUUUGCUUUCCCAACCCGUUUCGCAAAAAAGUUCAUUUUUUUGGCCCCUUUUGGGGUUCCUGUACUUCAAGGAUUCUAUUUUUAUUGGGUCAAUGGUAACCCAAACCUACAAAUCACUAUCUUGUAUUGUCGUCCAAAUUCCAAGUAAUCUAUCCUUCGCAGAUGCAUCAUCAUCUCAACAAAAAGAAACUCAAAUUUGCUUCAACUAAUUCCUCCAUUCUCUGUUAACACCAGCAACCCAUAUCCACCCAUCAACCACCAAGAAUCCCAAUAGCCAAACCAGAUAACGAAACUAAGUCCCCUUGCCUCUGUUCACCUCAAGCCACCAAUAAAGGGUUAACCCUCUAAGCAAUAGAUACAAAACGAAAACCAUAUAACACACUCAUCAUUUUCAUUCCCAGUAGACAGAACAUCAAAUGUUAGAAGAAUUAACCAGUAAAUGGCAUUCUAAAAAAAAUAAUAAAUACAAUACUUUCGUCCUCAUCUACGACGAUGGUGGUGAGAGUCGCCGACACUGGUGGGGAUUUUUUAUAUUUGAGAUAGAAGAAAGGAAACCCUUGAGUGGAGAGGAAAGAGGCGGCUUGCGGUGGCUAGUUGUCGGCGGUGGCUGGUCUCGCCAGUGGCAGGGAGCACGCGUCCCAUGGAGUCGUUUUCUCUCGUGCACGAGAAGAGAAAAGGGAGAAUCCGAUCCAUGGCUAGCGCUGCAUCAGGCGGUGAAUGGUGGCCAGUUCGGUGGAGGCGACGGCAAACGGUUUCGCCGGCAGUAGAUCCGGUGGUGCUCGAAGGCGUCGGGGACAUCGUGGACAGCCCCGGCGAUGUGCGUGCGGGGGAGACAACCUCUCCCUAGGGUUCCUGGUUGGGAUCACUACCACUGCCACGUUAACUUUAAUGAAAAUCACAUCUUUACCCUUGGGCAGCCACGUUAUGAAACUAAACAGCCACGUUGCACAGGUUAAUCCACGGUGUCAAUUGAAUCGUUAGAUAUUUAACGUCGUAACUAAAAAGGAUUUAAUUGUACACAUUUUUUACAAGUUGGGAUUACAUCGAACUUUUUAAAAAAGGUAGGAUGCAAUUGAACAUUGCUCUCCUAAAAGAGGGACUAAAAGAGGUAUUAAGUAUUUUCAUCUUUUUCGAAACAGUGUACGCGCAGCCAUCAGCAUCCCUUUUUGCCCUUUCAUGGAUGAAAUCCAGAUGGAACUUCAGCGCUCAUCUCCCUUCAUGGCUGGAUUCUCUGAAUAUACCCUUCACCAUGAACGCGCCAACUUUUCAAAACCCAUUUCUUACAACCUCAAAAUCUGUCCUCAACCAUACAGACUUGAGCUCUCUUCUCUCGGUUUGCGGCAGAGAUGGAAAUCUUAAUCUUGGUUCUUCCAUCCAUGCCCGUAUCAUCAAGCAACCUCCAUUUUACGAUUCUGAUAGCUCCCUCCGCAAUGCCCUUUUUGUUUGGAACUCUCUCCUUUCUGUGUAUACGAAAUGCGGUCAACUGCAGGAUGCCGUUAAGUUGUUUGAUCAUAUGCCUGUGAAAGAUACCGUGUCAUGGAAUACAAUGAUUUCUGGGUUUUUAAGGAACAGGGAUCUUGACACGGGUUUUAGAUUGUUUAAGCAAACGAGUGAGUCAAGGACAGUGUGUUGUCGAUUUGACAAAGCAACACUGAGUACAAUGUUGUCAGCUUGUGAUGGACUGGAGUUCUCUGGUGCUACCAAAAUGGUCCAUGGUUUGGUUUUUGUUGGUGGGUUUGAGAGGGAAGUCACGGUGGGGAAUGCACUUAUAACAUCAUAUUUUAAAUGUGGGUGUUUUAGUGAAGGUAAGCAGGUUUUUUAUGAGAUGCUUGAGAGGAAUGUUAUAACAUGGACGGCAGUGAUAUCCGGCCUCGCAAAAAAUGAAUUUUAUGAGGAUGGCUUGAGAUUGUUCAAUCAAAUGCGUUGCGGGCCAGUCAGUCCUAACUCUUUGACAUAUUUGAGUGCGCUCAUGGCUUGUGCAGGCUUACAAGCAUUAUCGGAUGGCCGUAAAAUACAUGGUAUGCUAUGGAAAUUGGGAAUGCAGUCGGAUUUAUGCAUUGAAAGUGCUUUGAUGGAUUUUUAUUCUAAGUGUGGGAGUUUGGAAGCAGCAUGGCAGAUUUUCGAGUUUGCCGAGGAACUUGACGAGGUUUCCUUGACUGUAAUACUUGUAGCUUUUACGCAAAAUGGACUUGAGGAGGAAGCUAUCCAGAUAUUUAUGAGAAUGGUGAAAUUGGGAAUUGAAGUUGACCCCAACAUGGUUUCUGCCAUUCUCGGGGUAUUUGUUCUUGGUACUUCUUUGACUUUCGGUAAGCAGAUUCACUCUUUAAUUAUAAAGAAGAACUUCAGUCAAAAUCUGUUUGUUACUAACGGACUCAUAAACAUGUAUUCCAAGUGUGGAGAUUUGUACGACUCACUGCAAGUCUUUCGUGAGAUGACUCAAAAGAAUUCGGUUUCAUGGAACUCUGUGAUUGCAGCUUAUGCUCGCUAUGGGGAUGGUUUCAGAGCGCUUCAAUUUUACGAUGCUAUGAGAGUGGACGGAAUAGCACCAACAGAUGUUACAUUUUUGUCAUUGCUUCAUGCAUGCAGUCAUGCAGGUUUAGUUGAGAAGGGCAUGGAGUUUCUGGAAUCUAUGAGUAAAGAUCAUGGGUUAAGUCCACGGUCCGAACAUUAUGCAUGUGUUGUUGACAUGUUGGGGAGGGCUGGACUUCUUAAGGAAGCUAAAAGAUUUAUUGAGGGAUUGCCUGAGAAUCCUGGUGUCCUGGUUUGGCAAGCAUUGCUUGGUGCUUGUGGCAUACAUGGUGAUUCUGAAAUGGGUAAAUAUGCUGCUGAUCAACUAUUCUUGGCUACACCAGAUAGCCCAGCUCCUUACGUGUUGAUGGCCAACAUUUAUUCUAGUGAAGGGAAAUGGAAAGAGAGAGCACGUGCCAUUAAGAGAAUGAAAGAGAUGGGCGUAGCAAAAGAAGUGGGUAUUAGUUGGAUUGAAAUCGAAAAGAAAGUAAAUAGCUUCGUAGCAGGGGAUAAAAUGCAUCCACAAGCUGAUGUUAUAUUCUGCCUCUUGUCCGUGUUAUUGGAACACCUAAAAGAUGAAGGUUAUGUUCCUGAUAAAAGGUGUAUUCUCUAUUACUUGGAUCAGGAUAAAAUGGAUUAGUCAGCAUAUAUACUAAUGGUUCAUUUGCCAGUGAUGAUCCUAUUGAGUUUAGUCAGAAAACUAGCCAUCCUAGAGCUUUGUUUGGAUUUUUGUGGAUCAGGGAUGUCAUGUUUGAGGUUGCAAUUCACUGUUUAAUUAAUUUAU
Messenger RNA from Vigna radiata var. radiata (mung bean), 3636 nucleotides. RefSeq names its product pentatricopeptide repeat-containing protein At3g05340. The transcript has a single exon. NCBI's taxonomy places the organism in Eukaryota, Viridiplantae, Streptophyta, Magnoliopsida, Fabales, Fabaceae. The record is from RefSeq and is a predicted model, not a curated record. The coding region runs from base 1411 to 3492 and encodes 693 amino acids. Gene Ontology annotation, biological process: RNA modification. Gene Ontology annotation, molecular function: RNA binding; protein binding.